Messenger RNA from Vespa mandarinia (Asian giant hornet), 3166 nucleotides. It is a transcript of the gene Ptp36E, whose product is annotated as protein tyrosine phosphatase 36E. The record is from RefSeq and is a predicted model, not a curated record. Lineage: Eukaryota; Metazoa; Arthropoda; Insecta; Hymenoptera; Vespidae. Gene Ontology annotation, biological process: protein dephosphorylation. Gene Ontology annotation, molecular function: protein tyrosine phosphatase activity.
CGGCAGCACUACCACCGCUCCAUUGCCGGCUCCAACGUUUUACGACCGACUACUCCUCUCCCCGCCGCUUAUACCCCAUCCACCCCCACUGUCUACAUUCACACUGGGAGAUCGUAGCCACCCCGAUGGCUCUCAAUUCCUUGUUAGAGUAAUACAACUUACCGUCAACGGUUGUCGCGUCGCUCUGUGUCAGUCUGUCAUCGACCUCGCACUCGGAAACGUGAUCGCCGUCGUUUAUCCUCGCGCUUUUCGCUGCUCUCUUUCCUAUCAUAUUAAUUCUCAUCCUCGUUGUCCUUGGAUUUAUAAUCUUAUUUUUCCCUCCUCAUUCUUUUUUUUUACAUUUAUUUCUCCUUUAUCCAUCGCGUAUUUUUUAAGGAGAUUCUCUCUAUUGCGAAUAACAAUCACCCGAAAAAUACGCUAGAUAAUUUGGUUGAAUAAUCUAUAUCUUGAAAAUUCUCAAGUGACAACAAUUAUUAAAAUUUGCCUGUCAAAUCGAAAAUCGUAAUCGCGAAUCGAACAUAAAAUUAUAAGUGAAAAGUACGUCUUCAUUUUUGGAUAUUACCCUCUUUUUCGUAUACAUACAUACUUUUUCUACGAACUUAUCCACGCUUCUCUCUCUCUCUCUCUCUCUCUCUUUCUUUCUCUCUCUCUCUCUCUCUCUCUCUCAAACAUGAUAUAUUAAUAUUCGGAGUUUAUAUUAACGCCCACCGUCAUCUCUCGUCAUCGACCGUUCGCGAAUAAGAGUGAAAUCGUUCAGAAAAUUGAAAUUAAUUCCUCUUUAUUCUCUUCCUAUCCUUUAUCCUCUAUCAAGAUAUAUCAAAUGUUAUCGUGUUUUUAUAUAAGACUACAUUUUGGAUAAAAAGAACGAAGAAUAAUUUCUCUUGUCGGCUGAGAAGAAGACACAACACGCGGGUAAUAUGUCCGCAUUUGGCGCCGGUUGAAUCUUCGAUAUAUCAACGAGAAUCACGGUUAUGAAAAUGUCAUCUUUAAGAACACAAUCGACCGGUGGUGGUGUCCUAGGUUUGAGCAGUAUUUGCUCUGAUCGUACAGGAGCCACUUCAAUUGCUAGUGGUUCUCAUUCUCAUUCCCAUACACAUAGAAAACAUCAUCAUCACAGUAGAAGUAGAAGUGCUCCUAGAGCGCCAGAAAAGCCACCUAGAAAACGUCAUUUAAAUCCUGGACAUAGCUUGGUUUCCAUUCCAAGUCAAAUUAAAUUAUCAAUGUUAAACAGUGGCCUCAUUUCUUUUGCGACAGAAGAACUUAGUAGUAGUAUGAGCACUACAUUGCCUUCAACACCAACUGAACUUUUACAAUUUCCAAAGCUUUGUGAGCUUCGAAGAAAGUUUCCAGUUCUAUAUCGUGUAGAAUUUCAAACAGCAGCAAAGGUAGAAUCACAUUCAUGUAGACAUGCUAUAAAACCAGUGAAUAAAGAAAAGAAUCAAAACCAGAAAUGUAUUCCAUAUGACUAUAAUAGAGUGGUUUUGGAUACAAUAGAGGGUGAAACAGAUUCUGAUUAUGUUAAUGCAUCUUAUGUGGAUAGUAUCUUGAAACCAAAUGCUUAUAUUGUAACUCAAGGUCCUAUGGAAAAUACUGUAACAGAAUUUUGGCGAAUGGUUUGGCAAGAAAAAGCAUCUUGUAUAGUUAUGCUUACGAAAACUUUUGACUUCAUAAGAGUCAUGUGCGUCCAGUAUUGGCCAGCGAGUAAAGACAAGGAUGAAGAAUAUGGAGGUAUUGGAGUUUCGAUAUUACAGGAAGAGCAAUUAGCCAAUUUUCAUAUACGUACAAUAAAACUUUAUAAAAAGGAUGAAAGCGAUGAAAUUUGUGAAGAGAGAACAUUAUUACAAUUUCAUUAUACUGAAUGGCACUCUCAUACAUGUCCCUUUGGUAAUGCAGUGUUAGAAUUUCGUCGUCGUGUUAGAGCAGUUGUUGGAUCUACCAUAAAAAAUGAAUCAGGUCCUAUGGUAGUUCAUUGCAAUGAUGGUGGUGGUCGAUCAGGAGUGUAUCUUGCAAUAGAUGCUAAUAUGGAGUUAGCUGAAGAAGAAGAUGCCUUUGAUGUAUUUGGAUAUUUAAAGAAGUUGAGACAAAGUAGAAGAGGACUGAUAGAAAAUUUAGAACAGUACAAAUUUGUAUACGACACAUUGGAAGAAUUUGUAAUAUGUGGUACUUCAUGGUUUCCAGUUUCGGAAUUAUCGCUACGUUUGAAACAAAAAGGUAUAAAAAAUCCUAUUAGUAAAAUGAACGAGUAUUUACGAGAAUAUCAACAAAUAUGUAAGCAAACUCCACGAUUUACGAUCGGAGAUUGUGCAGGAGGACACAGAGCUGAUAAUCGUGAAAAGAAUAGAGAUGUUUUGGUUGUACCACCUGAUAAUUUUCGACCAUACCUUACUAGUUUCCAAGGGAACAAUUUCACAGAUUAUAUAAAUGCUGUCUUUGUGGAUGGCUACACAAAACCAAGAGAAUACAUUGUUACUGAGUGGCCACUACGAAACACAUGUGGCGAAUUUUGGUCUCUGGUUUAUGAUUAUGAAUGUGCAGCAGUUGUUGUAUUAUGUGUACCACCUCAGGGUUCUACAAAUUUUCCAAGUUUUUGGCCCGAAGGAAGGCAUUCCAAAAAAUAUGGUCCUGUAUUUACUAUUGAUCAUAUUAGUCAUAAUCAUUAUACGAAUAUUAAAACUUGGGUAUUUAGAAUAAAUAAAAAAAUUAUUUCAUUACCUGAGUUAAUGGCAGGAGUGAAAGCACCUCCAAAAACAGUUCAAUUAUUUCAAUUAACGUGUUGGCCUAUGGGUCAUAAAGUACCAACAUCUACAAAUAGCUUAGUAGAAUUAAUGAAUAUGGUCGAACGUUGGAGACAAAGAACUGAUUAUGGUCCAGUAGCAGUCGUGUCUCCUGAUGGAAGAAGUCGUUGUGGUGUUUAUUGUGCUGCCAAUGCAUGUAUAGAACAAGUAAUACAACACGGAGAAGUAGAUAUAUUUCAAGCUGUGAAAACAGUGCGUAGACAUCGGCCUCAGCUAAUAGAGAAUAUGACAGAGUAUAAGUAUUGCUACGACUUAGUUCUACAUUAUGUGCUGCAUUAUUUAAACAAAGAUAUGAACGAAAAAAAGUGAGAAAGCGAGUUGGGGGACGAGCUGUGGUUCAUAGAAUUUGGUCGUGGUGCAGCGCUACCAUU